AUGAUAUCAGGUCCUUUACAAUUCAGCAAAGUCACUCGGUCUGCCGAGGAAUGUGCACACACUGUGGCACAAUGCUUGCCUCAGGAUCUCUGCCUGAAUGCUUUGACGCCACUUGUGAACAAUGCUCGUCAUCCCAUGAACCUUCCAGCGAUUAAAAUGCAGUCCCGCGUAAUACGUUAUUCUCCAAUUGAGCUGGUUAACCACGUUCUGCCAGAUCUCAUACCUGGCCUCAUUAUGGUAAAUCUUGGUUACAUUUAUCCAACUUUUACAUUCAAGGAGCCAUAUGUAAAUUAUUUGAGGACAAAUCGCGUAUAA
Protopolystoma xenopodis is the source of this 315-nucleotide messenger RNA. Lineage: Eukaryota; Metazoa; Platyhelminthes; Monogenea; Polystomatidea; Polystomatidae. The record is from the annotation of a GenBank genome assembly.